GUCCGAUUGCACAACUCAACAAACUGUUAUUUUUGUUUACGUUUACACUUUAGGAGACUUCUGCAAUUUGAAAAUGGUAAGUUUCAGUCGAUGGAACGUUUCAGUAUUUAUUUGUUUAUUCAAGUGGCCCAGUUUUUAGUAUGUCUAUAAACUGAUCGUUUAGCUGUGCACUGAAUGUUUUCAGUUUGUAGUUUCUCAAUCCUUUCCAGAACGAAGCUAGUUUACCACAUAUAGUUAAGUGAGUCAGAAGUGUUAUUUUUUUGUUUUUCUAUCGAAAUCCAGUGGAUAAAAGGAAACACGUACAUGUUCCUUUUUAACAAACUCAUCAAGUAAGUGUACACUACAGUAUGAUUGAAGCGAAAUUCUUGUUUUUUUCCAGCCCAAGGAAGGAAAAUCAAAAGUUCAUUGUAAAAAAGUGGUUCAUCCUAAUUCUAGAAAAGCUGUGAAGCUGGCACGACAGGCUCACAGGGAUGAAAAACUACAAAGGUGAAAAACCCUGCAUUUUGUAUGAGAGAGAGGUGAUAUUGUGAUAUUAAUGCAUCAGUCAAUUCCAGCUGUGCCCAACCCCACCCCACCCCCGGGCUGACCCCCAGCAUUAGCAAUUUUUUGGCCUUGGAUGGCAAAUUCCCUGGGGAUGGGGACUCUUGAGCUGUCAAAUCCGCCUGGGUGGGGAGGAAAAAAGAGGGCAAAUGCCCCGUCCUUCGUCAACACUGUAACAUUUUUCAUUGAUUGCACAGUCGAAUAAUGCCGUUUUAGGCAUUUUAAUGUAUGAUUUUUUGUUUCAAUGAACGUCUUCCUUUGUAAUAGCGCUAGGAUUCUAAUGAAGACUUCAUGCUGCGACGACAUGCACCAGUGGGCUGGGCACAGCUGGAAUUGACUGAUGCAUAAUGACCAAAUAAUACCACUAGAUUUAGGUAACGAGAUUCUAUUCUAUAGAAAAGAAAAUUGAUAAAUUAAGGGUAAAAUUUGGACAAACAACAUGGCCUUGAGACAGCGACAUGAGACAGAUAAAAUGGUGACAAGCAAGACAAAGAGGGUUAUAACUGAGCCAAUGACAGAGGUGAAUGCAUAGUAAAAUACUGACAGGGACAUUGCUUCCUCCUCAAUACAGAAUGAAAAGUUUUUUGAAAUGUGUAGUUCCAGAAAAUAUCCAAAACAAACCUGCCUCCACAGAAGACAACUGGAAAUUCCAAUGGGGUAAGUGGGUUCUCAGAAAGGCAGGAAUUUCCAAGGGAAUGGAGGAUUUUAGGAAUCUCCACUUCGAGAGGGUGAAGGAAGAAAAAGAAAUUGAAAGUAAUGCACGACAGAUCUAUAGCAUGAAAUAAUGUUUUCUUUUUUUGAAUGGAGAUUAGAGCUCCUGUCCAUUGAGAUGAAGUUAACGUAAUUAGCUUUAAUGAUUCUGUUUUUGUUUAUAAAUGACAGUUAUUAUUCAUUCAAAAUAUUUCCCCGAUUCUGAUUGGCUAAAAGCAAACAUUUAAUUCACCAUAACCAGUUACUGAUGACCAAAUUUGGAAGAAUUUUGUGUUUAACGAGGAAAUGACGUCAAAAAUGCAGGUUAAGGUUUGUGCAGGUUAAGGCACCGUUAACCAAGAAGACCUGGGGACGAGGUUGAGUUGUUUUGGUUUGUGUAAACAAAAAUGGCGGUCGUUUCACUCGUUUCAAGAGUAAGAACUAGGUGAAAAAAUAGCUAAAAACAUGGCAAGAACAGCAAGAAGACAACUGGAAGGGCGACAUCUGCUAUUUGGAGAAUAUUUGCGGAGCUAGACAAACCUAAACGUGCACACUCGAAGGUGAACUUAACAUCGAUGGAUUGAUGGAGGUAAGCAUGUUUUAGCCAUGUUUUUAAACUAGGAAUUAUUUUGAAUGAAUAAUAAAACAAUUAUUGAAUUUGGCUUUGGUAUCAUAUGAAGAAUUAUGGAGAUCUUGGAGGGUGUUAUCCGCCUCGGCCUACGGCCUCGACGGAUAACACCCUCCUCGAUCUCCAUAAUAAUUCUUCAUAAGAUACUCAGCCUCAUUCAUUAAUUGUUAAUUUAUAACCAUAUGAGAGUUCCACGUUCGCUUGGUUCUUGGGCACAUUCAGUUUUUGUUCCACCGUUAAUAAAUAAAUUUAGUCUGUACUUAACGCUCAGAACAAAACAGCAAAAUCUCUCAAAAAACUUAGUAAGUUUUUGGUAUUACUUCUUGUCAAAAAAGGUGACAAUAUAAAGUUCCCACAUGUUUUAUUUCCUGCGUUCAUUCAUUAUCAGCAUUAUCAUCACUGCUUACUUCACCAGUAACUUUGAGUUUGCUCGAGCAGUCCAUGUUUGGAAGAAGAAAAGGAAGAAGACUUUAUUUUUUAAGGGUUUUUAAUGAGGCUGAAAUUCCUGGGUGGUGGGCUGGUGAUAAAAGAUCCCAUUGGAGUGGAAAUUCUGGAGUGGUGCAGGGAUGUAAACCAAAAUGUCUUCUGUGGGGGAGGGGUGGGGGUGGAGUAUGGAUAUUUUCUGGAACCAUACAAUUCAGACUAGGAACUUAUAGGGUUUGUCUCUUGCUGGACAUCAACUUCUGAAAUUUUGUAAUGACUGUCUCUUAACUGUACCCAUUUGAUUUAUGUGAACUGUGUUUUACUGCUUUAUAGAAAAAAAGCUGAGAGAAAUUACCUUCUUCAAAUCAAAGGUAUUUGUCCCUCUGUAUAUCUACUUAACUGCCCUUGAUCCUUUUUUAAGUUUUUAGACUACUGUAACUUACUUAAUAGACCCAUUAUUACUGCAGAGAUAAUACUUAUUAUGUUAGAGGAAGGAGAAUGCUUAAUAUCUAGUCCCCCAGGUAGCAUUCUGGAUGCCAUAUGAUUUUACGGUUGUUGCCAUCUUGGACCGGCUGGCACAUUUUGCCUUCAUCUCAUGUGUUCUGUUUUUCUUGCCUGGGAACUGGUAUCUAUUUUGUGACACUCAUUCACAGAUGAAACAUUGGUGAGUUUGUGAAUAUCUUGAGCAUCGUAGUCAGUGUUUGACCUGCUAUUACUUACAUGUACUUUGCUUAGAGGUUUGGCCAACUGUAAAAUGUAAAAAAUACACGACAUUCAUUUGCAUUUUUAAGGAAAAAUGAAAUAGUAAAUAUGCAUUGUAAAAAAAGUGGGAGGAUCAACAAUAACACUGAGAAAGAUAGCUGCUGAUAUUCAUAUUGAUAAAAGUGUUUGAUUUUGAUUUCUCAGUCUUACAAGCCCAUCAAGUUUUGCACCCCCCUACGACUACCACUCACUACCCCCCCUCCCCAUCAUACACACUCUCCUAAUUUGCAAUAAAAAUAUUAUUAUUGUCAAACUAGAUUCUCUUGCUCUCUUUGUAGUUGGAGAAAAGUUUAGAUGGUUUUAUGAGAACAUAGAAGAGGAAAAGACACAAUAUUCUUGUUAUGAAGUGUGUGAGCUUAUUGAAAGGUGGGUAUUUUGUUGUACAUUUUUCCUGGACUAGCAAAAAACAACAAUAAUAGAUGUCAAUUAUUUUUAUUCAAAGGAAAAAAUAAAAGACAUCCUUGGGUAAUAGUAUUAUGCUAAUCAAGACUGCUGCCAAUUUUUAAAAUUAUUGUAAUUUGCCUUUUGUAAAAAUGAUAGGAAAAAAGAAUAACAGUUAAACAGUUAAACCAGUGUGGUGGUAUCAAUAAAAGCUGAUUAGCAAUGGUGUAAAGAUGUGAACUUAAACCGGUGCCUUUUUGGACUUAAUUGUCACCUUUAUGCAUUAAAUUAACAUUGUUCCAAAUGCUUGCCUUCUUUGGCUUACUGUAACACCUACAGCAUCUCGACCAGGCCAUCAGAAUGGGCUGUGGAGUUAGGGCUGGUUUAACUCAUAUAAACAGAUUUUGGUUUUUAUAGAGUAAUAUUUAAAAUCUCUUGCACUCUCUUACUUGCUUGUAUCACUGAGAUGAUAUCUGAAUUGGCAAACACUGAAUGCUGCAAUCUUUCUACAGUGUAAAUAAUGACCUGUUUGCUCUGAGACACUGUUUGUAACUUGCAAGUCAUUUUCUGGGUUACUUAACAUUUACAUGGUAAAAGUGUUUCUGUUUUUUCAGAUAUUUGCACAGAUUUGACCAAGAACUUGAGCAAAUUAAUGAACAGAACAGUAUGAAGGGAAGACAAGGCAGGGUUCAUGCAUCAAGGGAAGAUGCAUUAAAAAAUAUUAUUGAACAUGAAAGAGAACUUUAUAAUGCUAAUGGAAUUGGUGAGCAUGUGCAACUUUUUUUAAAUUUAUUAGUUGUUUUAAUUUUUCAUUAACUAUUUAAUGACAUGUAUUGAAAUCCAAAUUCUCCUCCCUUGGCUUUACUGUAUGCUUGUUAUGGAGGAUGAAAUCAGGAACAAAGGAAGUACACCGAUAAUGUAAAAAAUCAACUGAAGAAAUUUAUCUUGAGUGAUCCCGCCUUUGAUUUGACUAACCUCUGUAACUGACUCUUAGUCCAAAAGAUUGUUUGUAUUAAUUACUUUUUUGCACCAAAUUUAGUUUUUGGAGGGCUUAUUAAGACGGAGAUUUUCGGAAUGCAUGGAAGAUUUAGAAGAAGUUAAGUUAAUUAACUAUCCUCAUGUAACGUUAAGCACAUGUAUCAGAAAAGUUGCGUUAAAAAAUCAUUCGAGGCUUCCAGCCUCAAUGAAUUAGCAACUGAACGCAGCACAUUGGAAGCAAAAAAGAAAGUUUUGAACGCAAAGGUGGACUUAAAAAUGUUUUUUUUGUCUGCAGAACUUCCAGAUCUCACAUCUUCUAAAACACUAUCUCAGUUUAGGUAAGCCUAUAGAGUUAUGUGACGGCAGUUUGAGUUUCAUGCCAGGAACAUUCGGUUUUGGCCGUAAUUGAAGCUAGAUGAGACGCAAACGUUAGAUCUUGGAUUCCAGAAAGUGCAUGCUUUUGAAUCACGUCAAAACAUUUCCCCUUCUCAGAGGCUUUCGCUUCUCAUUAGCUUUCAAAACUGCACAGUACAAGUACAAUGAUUUUGUCGUUAGUUAUCCCAGCCCGUCAGAAGUUUUUGUGUUUUGUUGAACGAUAUUUUUAGUGGGUAGUAGUGGUGUUAAAAUUUUGUUUGUUCGUUUGUCUGGCUUGGUUUUCGUAGUAUUUGAAAAAGUUUUUUGUUUUUGUUGGCUUGCUUGCCCUUAAACAGUCAUUUCCUCUGAAAACAAUAUUGCCCACCUCAGGAAAAAAAAAAACGUAUACGACUUGUGAAGCUGAAUCUGUCGAUUUCAACACAGUGGAACCCCCUUAAAACGGACACUGACGGAACCACUGUAAUUAGUUUCUGUAUUAAUUAAUCGGGCCAUGUUAUUUUAUGUCUCAGUAGUCCAAAGUCAUUAGUAGACCUUUCAUUGGAACCAAAUACCAAAGAAAUAAAACAGGACAUUAGCGUCGUCAAUCUAAACAUCUCUAACUUAGUUUGAACUAACACAAAGGGGUCAUUCAGAUUCUGCAGACCAGUACCGCUGAAACACUUUAAAAAAGUUGAUCAUUUAUACAUUACAGUACUUACCGUAUUUAUUCGAAUAAGCGCCCAACCUCGAAUUAGCGCCCACCUCGAAUAAGCGCCCAUCCUAAAGGUAGAAAAAGUUAAUAAGCGCCCAGCCUCGAAUAAGCGCCCACCCCUCCCCUUCUCAAUCAAACUCAAAUAAGCGUUCACCCCCACCCCACCCACUUGAGUGAAUACAUUCUAAUAAGAGACUUCCCAGAGGACGGAGUUUUCUUCAGAGUAUUUUACAGAAACCUGCUUUGUUACUUCUUCGCGUUUUGUCAUUAGCAUUUAUUGUUUUGUUGCAAAAUAAACAUACUUCACUUUCUGAAAAUGGUGAAAAUUUAAUAAGCGCCCAGCCUCGAAUAAACGCCCAUCUCGAAUAAGCGCCCACUCUCAAGGUCCAAAAAUUUAAUAAGCGCCCAGGGCGGUUAAUCGAAUAAAUACGGUAAUCACAAACAGUACCCUGCAUAACUCAUCUCAGUGUUGCCAAUAUCGUCAGAAAUUAACUUUAUCUUUUCCCGUCUAUUGUAACAAUGUGACCAUCGACAUGCUGUCAUAUGAAGAUUCUUCGAUAAACGUCAGAAAAAGCAAACCUUAGUACAGCAGACAGUUGGCAAGGAAGUGUCCGUAUUAGCAGGGUUAACUUUCCAUAAGAAUCUGUUGAUUGGCCGAUGAGAGAAAAGUGUCCUUUUUUCGCAUUAGCCGGUGUCCGUAUUAAACGGGUUGAAUUUAGAGAAAACCUUUCGUUAUAAUGAGAUGUCCGUAUUAAGUGGGUGUCCUUGAGCGGCAUUCGACUGUUCAGCCCACCCACAUCUCUACAACCAAGAUUUUAACCAUUUUUAUUUUGCUUUCAGAGACUGGGAUUGCGAUGUAGCCAGCCUCAAGCUGAUGAAAAUGCGAAAAUUUAACUCAUCUCUGUUAAACAAAAAACAGGACACAAAGACUAUGAACAUUGGCAACGACGAUACGGAUGAAAAAGAGAUUAUUAGUGAAAAAAAAUAAAAUGGCGUCCUUAACACUUAUCGCAACUCUUGCUCACAUUGAUACAUUUUUUAAACUAAAGAGCAAUUUCGUACGUUUUCAAGCAAAUACCCCCUGUAAAAUACUUUUGUGGGACGGGAGGUACAAACCACGGCUUUCGAAUCCAGUCAAAAUAUAUUUUUGUCUCUUUCCUACGGCCUUACGAUUGGAACAUCUCUCAUAUCUUUUCAUUUCUUUCCGCACUUGUCUCUUUGAAUUGGUCGCCGGGAUAAACUUUAGUGUCAUCAGGAUCUUCUCCCCUAAUUGGGAAACAUCAAAUGAAACCUCUUUAGUUGUUCCUUUUAGAUAGUGUGUAGUUCAAACGUUUGAGGCAGUUGCAGUAGUUCAAAAUUUAAGCACUUGAAAUUAAGGAUUUUUAUUGAAUUUUGAUUAGAAACACUGGAGGGUGUAAUGCGUCAUUUGACUCUGGAAAAAUUACCUUGUUCAACGCAGCUAAAUUAUUUUCGCCAAACUAUUAACCCAGUGGUAAAUAUUUACCCCCAUCAAGAGCCACAAUAGGACUAUUAUGGCUCUUGCCCCCAUAUAUUUUCUCCAGGGCGUGGUUUUGGGGGCAAGGAAGCUGUUGGUAGGAUUUCCUCAUUGUCACCGUUGAAAGGUACCCAAAUUUGGGCGAGUAAGUACAGCCCUAAGAUCUACGAGACGUUGACAAUCUUUUUUGAUGGAACGAAACUCAGUUCCGGAAAAAUACCGUAAUUUUUUUUUUGAAAGGGUGAUUCGGCUUUAUCCUACCAGCCUUUUCGUCUCUUAUAUCAACAUAUCUCCAGUAUUCAAUCUUCUUUACGCUGUUUUAUAACCCCAGAGCUUAUUGUUGACCGGCAACGUCUCUUUGAUAGAAUCAGCGCAUUGAUCUUAGCAGCUGAUGUGGUAAACUUGGGUAGUACCUCAUUUGACAUGUCACUCCUUGAAUCCGGAUCCGACAAAGCAACUAUACUUAAUUUAGAGCUUUCAACAAGAGCAAUACUUCCUCGGUAACUUUACAGUUGCUGCUUUUAUCUAAAAUAAAUUUUACGUGUGUCGCUAAACAACAAAUCAAAGUAGCGUCCUUCUUCCAACCCUUCUUCCUCGUGGCUACAUUUCUAUAAAAAUCUUUUGUAAUACCCACACUUCGCAGUUGACUUCCGGCUCAAAACACGUUUAAAGGCUUCCCGAAAUUUUCCCUUCCCAAAUUGAUAAUCCACUCAUUUAGGAAACUGCAAACUGUCUCUGCUAUAUUUCAAACUGGUCGAUUGGUGUUUCCUUUAGCAGGCCUCACGAAACAUUCGCAUGAUGCAUUUUCCAGAUAUAACAUGAUUUUAUUAUUAGAAACCUGCAGGUACUUCUGAGCCUAGAGAGUUCAUCUCAGUUCCCUCUGUUACUUACAUUGAAACUCGGCGGCGGAUAAAAGGAAUUUCUCGUAUCUUGCUAAUGGUUUUAUGUACCAUGUACUCAUCUGUUGGUGCCACCAUCGGGGAAAUAAAUGUUUGAUGACUUGCAUGGCGCUAGCUACCAAAACCAAGUCAGAAGACAAUAGAUUUUUACAUGUGGUGCAGGUUCCUUUUUUAUGGGACACAAAAAUAUUAGAAAGCAGGAUCCGGUGUGACAUUACAGAGAGACUUUUUCAGUUUGUCGUUCAACUCCGGUGUCGUGUGGCCAGAACGAAAGGUAUGUUUAGUUUAUAUUUUCUUUACAAUUUUUUGGUAUUCUUCCUUUUACUAAAGGAAUAUUUUACCCGGAGAUCAACUAACGGGAAAGAUGUUGAAAUUCAGUUCAUUUUUUUAGAAAUAUCCAUAUGAUCGACUUUAACUGGUAGCACUAACAUGUUUACUACGCCAUAGUUUACAUUUCAACAGUAAGACGCACAGAUUUCAUAGUCACGAGUUCAAGUUAUUGUUAGGCAAAAAAAAAUUAGAAUAUAUCGGAAAGUGAGAGUGAACGAUCAAAUCAACAACCCGUAAAAAUGGCUCUUGCUGAUCAAACCCGCACGCUAGGGAGAUGAGAUAAUGAAGACAACGCACGGAGGUGUGUCUCAUAAAAAAUAACCUUAAUUCUUCCUCAUCAGAUAAAAUGUUUGUUACUUAACUUUCUGACCAACUAUCCAUGGUUAAAUCAAGCUAUUGUAGGAAGUUGUUCGAGCGACUCGCCCCCUAAGCGAAGGUGCCCUGAGUCUAGAUCUACUGAUUUUCUUGGCUCUACAUAUUGUUGACUUCACAACCCAUAGUUUUAUUCCCUUAGUUUAAGUGGACCUUUCGAAUAAUAGACUAUUCGUGUCACGUCUUUUUUGCCCGGUAACGUGUCCGUGUCCUCCACAUUUUACCGCUCAUGCGUAAACUAGUCUACACUGGUGAACUGGCCCGGAGGCGCCAACAACGUCAAACCAGAAGCUUCAGAAAAGGGACCACGGUUAAAUCUCAUCAAUGAACACCCCUAUAAAACGGUUUCCUGGAGUUGGUAUAGUGCGUUUUUAUUACUUUUUUUCUUAGCCUCUCAUUGCAAGGCAAACGUCGCCUAACUGAGCCAACCCACAGCCAAACGGCCGGCCAAACAUUAUCCUUCCUCUAGUAUUAAAGUUUAGAUUAGGGAUCGAUGCUGCGUGCGGGUGUGUUCGGGUAACUCGUGAAUCGCUCGCUACAAGAUGAGGAACCAGGAAUCUGAUUUACAUCUUGCUCUUUACUCUUCUUUGACUUCUGCUAACAAUCUUAAUCUUAAUUAAUCUUCUAACUCUUCUUCUCUACUGACUCAAUCCUCACUUACUAGUUCAAGUACAGUAGCGAUUGUUAUAGUCAAAGGUCAGGGGCACCCAACGAGAAUAUAGUUCAAAACCACUUAAACAUAGCAUUGUUAAAAAGUAUUUUAGUGUUUAAACGGUAGAUAUAGGCAUAUUUUUAUUCCCUAAAAAUUUUUCAUCUGUUCGGAUUUCCUAGGUGAAAGUCUCGAGAUCCGAAAAUCAUAGGGAUCAAAACUUACCUUUUCGAAAAUUUCAGCCAGAAAAAAGGCUCCCGAAAAUUCUAUGUGAGCUUUUUAGGGUAAAAAUCCUUUAAAAAUGGGCAAUUACACCAAAAUCCUAGGAGAGGUAGGCAAGCAAGAAAUUUUACAAAAAAUGUUCCGAAAAUUCUUAAAUCUCAAAUCGUCUUCCGAACAGAUAUUUUCCGAAAAUAGACGUUGGGUGCCCUUGAAAGGUGGACAUGUUUGGGUUAACUGACCGUGGGAGGAUAAAAUCAAAGCCGUUGAACUUGGUGUGGGUAAUGUUUUGGUAUUACUGAACCUACAUGGUUGCGAUCGGCAAGAAGCUACAAACCAAUGAAAAACUAAAACGCUGGUUAACAAACCCAAACAGGAACUUCAACGAGACUAAUGAACCCGAAGGUCUGACAUGACAAACACGACCACCUUCUGAAAAACUAACAUCUGACAAUAGCAAACGAACAAUAUUUUUGAAAUCAGGAAAAGACCUACGCGGACAAAAUCCAAACUAACCUUGACCCACUUAAUGAAACAAAGACGAAAAACUUAAAAGAAAAUACAAAUCUUAAAGAUAACUUUCAAAAUACUUUAAAACAAUCACCGCGAAACUCGAUUGUAAACUAAGCGCUGGAGCCAAGCAAAAAUUAUCAACGCUUCUACUGAAAACGUUUUGUCAUUUGAAAAAAUUAUUACAGUGGAACCUCGAUACAACGAACCUUUAUAUAACGAAGUAUAAAGAACGAUUUUCUUUACCCCGCUAAUAUAGUAAAGAAUAUUAUGGGAAAGGACCUCGAUACAACGAAACAUCGCAAUACCGAACAGAUUUUGCCAGUCCCUUGGCCCUUCGAUAUAUCGAGGUUCCACUGUAGAUUUCGGGUAACUUUUGUAACGUUUUCUUUCAAUCUCUGUGUAUAUCUAAAUUUUUGAAUAUAAAUAUUUGUGAAAAACAGUAGAUAUUUAUUUUUGCUACCCACUGUGAAGAAUCAAGCUCUCAUGCAAAAGAUCCAAAAGAGCUGAGUAAUUAUACUUUCUCGUCGAAAAGGAGGGUGGAGUGGGGUUAAUUUAUGAAGGAACACAGGGCUUUUGUCUUGGUCAACUUUAUAGUAUACGUACAAACCUCGUUCAGGUUUCACAAAAGCUUAUAAGAUAACCUGCGAUCAGGCGGUCCUUUUUUUAUCUGACAACAUAACACAAAUGUUGAAAGAUAACUUAAUUAGGGACGGCAGUAGAUGUAUCAGGCGUUCUUUUUUCCCUUUUCUUCGUCCGCCGACUUUCGCGCUAUCCCCGAAAAAAGAACGCCCGAUCGCAGGUUACUUAUGAGGGGAUACCAGGGCGGGUGGGCGGGCUAACUAACCUUGAAUAACUUGACUACAGAAAGCGCGAAUUAAAAAGAAGCCUCAGUAACUGAAACAUGAGAUCAGACGCAAACCCUUAAACAAGCAGAUCAUUCGCUACAAGUAUCUGUGUUUUUCUUUAAAACCCAGACGCAUAACAUAAAUAUGAUAACCAUACCAAGUCUACAAUAAAAAACCUGUAUCAACCCACCGUUCCAGUAAUAACAUAAUUGCUAAGUGGUUAUCUCACUCUGCGUAUCACUUUAUACACGUAAAUCUAACAACCAUCUUCCUUGAAAAAUUAAUUGUUUGCCUAUAAAUUCGUUGUGGACCUGAAAGCGCCAACUUCUGCUCAUAAGUGACAGUAAAGUCACGAUUGAAGUUUAAACAAUACUAAAAAAGACCUGUUAAAUUGACUAAGCAAAGACGAGCCAGGCCAGUGAAUAUCAACCCGAGUUGGAAAAAAGGUAAAAUUGUUUGUUUUUUUACACCGAUUAAUCAAAUUAGUUCGGAGCACUAAAGAAACCACAUUUUCCCCUAGUAAUUGAAACUUUACAAUAAAGUUACUUUUACACCAAGCUCGUCCCCAGGGAAAAGCGCCCUGGGAAGAGCUUGUCUUACAGCCUUUACGCUAUCCUUCUUCAACUUAUGUUUGCUUUUGUGUUAUAGGAGAAAUGAUGAGAUUUUUGGCGGUUCUUGUGACCAUCUUGAUUGUUUGCCUGUCAGAUGCAAUGCCUUUUAACGGUAAGAACAAUUAUAUGCAUCAUUUAGUCAUUACAACUAAUACUGAAAUAAUCCUUAAUUUUAUUUGUAUAACGGCGAUACAUUCGAUGCUAAAAUAUCUGAUACAAACAAUAAUCUACUCUGUUUCUAAUCUCACCCCAUAACAACUGAAAAUCACCUUGAAUUAAUGAAAUUCGAAUAGUCCAUUUAAACGUCACUCUCUUCUACGGGCGGCCGUUAGCACCAAAAAACAUGUCAAAUAAGACGAAACCUCUUAUGCAGGGAGUAACAGUGGUUAUGCAAUAUUGAAUAAAGCCAAAAAAACCAGUAAGACGACAAGCAGACACCAAAGCACAGUGGAAUACAUCACAGGUUAGUCUUCUUUAUUCGUUUCAUUGAUGCAAAAAUUAGGUUUAACGUUAUUUAGCGUUCGCAGAUCUCAGUAUUUUAUUUUUCAUACAAAGUCUCUUAUUUUCAACUGCGCUUUGUAACGCGACACCGGUGCUUCGUCCAGCACAAAGGUCACCUAAUUUAAAUUCCUUUACUCCUCGUAACGUGAGCUUGGUAGGCCUGUGGUUCAAAGAGAAAUGCGAAAAACGCGCGGGGUCUGGGGAGAAACAUUUUUCUCGCAGCCACCGCAGCCUUUCCCAAGUCGCGCACGUCUUCUUUUUGCUUUGCUCGAUUUAAUAUAGCCUCCCACACAGACGGAACGCGUGACGAACCCCUAAGAACGUCUGCGUAGAAGGCUAGUUUUAAUGCGUCCCCACAAUACUAUCUGAGAGCCUGGCACAGGCUAAUGUGCGGUCUGACGUAAUGUUCGUUAUUUAUGGGCUAUAUAUAAGAAUCUUUUUGUGCCAAAUUUUAAUUUUAAAAAAGGAAUUGUAAAGCCAGUGCCCAACAAUUUAAAGCAAAAAAACGGAGAGAGUUUUGGGUCCGGAGGACCCAUUGGGCUGGUCUCUUAAAACCAUAAAAUGUUUCACCUAGCUUCAGAGACAUCAUUGUUUCAAUGCUCUGGGAGAUUAAUUUCAACUUUUAUUCGUGCAUGUUUUGACUACGGCCCUGUAAGCAUAUAGAGAAAAUAAAAGGUUGAGGUCAUAUAAUCGCGUAUCUGUUGUUGGUCUAGACAUUUUGUUUCACAAUCUUGAUUCGUUUUGGGGGUUUAUUUUUAGAUAAGGGAGCGUCACAUGUGGAGGGGGGGGGUUAUUUUGAUAAAUUUCAUGAAAGUGUAUCAGUUCAGAGUAUAACGAGCCUGAAUUGAAAUUGAACGUUAACAGCCGUAAAUUAUUGUAAACUUUGAUCUCAUACACACGACUUUAGAUGAAGUACGCUGUGAACCUCAGCACGAUUUACAGCUAGAAUAUGCGGGGGUGAGGGUAAAAUUUAUUGGGGGGCAAGAGAGAAUGGGGUUGGUCAUUUCUAAAAAGCUAUGAUGAAUUUGGGGGGGAAGGUUUGAAAAUAAUCUCAGCUUUCUCAAAAUGGCUACCCCCCCCCCUCACAGCAAAUGAACGAUCAGCCCUCAGACGGCAAAAAUCGACCCACAAAACCCGUCGUUUUUAAAAUUUGCCUGAAGGGUAGUCUGUGAAGGUGCAAGAAAGGACAUACAUUCAGGAAAUUAUUGACGGCACAGCUUACCAUAUUUGCAGCUUGUGAAAUCAAACGUGAAAUCGUGAAAGAAACGAAUCGGGAUCCGAGGGGCAUAGCCGCGUAGGAGUAUUGUCAACAUUCUUUCGCGCCAUUGAUAUAGAACAUUACCUCAGACCCCACAAAGACUAAACAACUCCAGUCUUGACUUGUCCAUAUUUCACUCUUAAAUCGUUCCACUUUACAUUGAACCAUUUGCGUAUGACUUAAACCACUUGUAAAUGUUUGAGUGACUUCUUACUUUACUCAAACCAUUACGCAACAGAGCAGAUGACCGUUCAUUAUCAAGCUCGAUCAUUUCGCGCAUUGUAUAUUGGUGGAUUAUAAUUUAAACAAACCGAUUCUUGUUUGGCGAUAUCGUUUUAACAUCUACCAGUGGACAGCUCCUCGUCUGACCAAAUCGUUUGUAGUUUAGGUGAACCAUUUCACACAAAACAACCAGACUGUUUUAUUUUAAGAAUGAUCAUUUCUUUAUUAUUUGAACAUUUCGUAAUUCAUCACUAAUGACCAUUUGCGCUUUGUCUGUGCUAUUUGACAUGAUUGUGUUUUUGGUAGUAACGGCUUUCUACAAACGGCCGCCCAUACUCUUCCCUUAACCUUCUCUUUUUGGGUUCAGAAUUCAAAGUGAAUAUUAAAGAAAAAAUGUUGACCUUGAUAUACUGUACUAACAUUAAUGAUCUAAUACUGUGCCAACAUUGGUCGGGUCAGUAUAAAAUAUGGACUGCGGACUGCGGACUGCGGACUGCGGACCACGGACUGCGGACUGGGUAUAAAACACGGACUAGGUAUAAAAUGCGGACUCCAGACUACGUAUAUAAAAACAGCUUUAGAAAGGUAAAACUGAGAGAAACGGAAAGCGGACUAGCAUAAAAAAAGUAGUCCCAGCUCCUUGCGUCACAAACAAACAUUCCUUUAGCUGGUCACGCAGUGUAUUCUUCCCAACGUCAGUGUCAUGAGGAGAAGGAAAGCAUACUGCACGGACAAGGAAGGUUAUGCCUCUACUCAAGGCAACUGAAAUUCAACUCUCAAUUCUUUAAAAAGAAGGAGUAAGAAGAGAAUUAAAUUUAUAGUUUUAAACCAAUAAGAAGCACCGAAUAAAAAAAAAAGUAUGGGUGUUAGUCAAUGUAAAAUUUUUAUAGAUGCCACUAUUCAGUUUCAAAUAAAGCCUUGGGAAUAUGAGGAAAUGAAGAACUCAGACGAGAAGGUCAAUAUAGGGGCAUUCCGCGAUGUAAAAAAGUAGUAUGUAAGGGGGAGGGAUUACUCACCUAUACGUGAAUAAUAACCGAAAUGAAUCAUCCAACGUCAUAUUCUAAGGGAUGAUUUAUGAUGAUAUGAUCAGUACACCCUGCUCCUGACCCCCCCGGGGGGGGGGGGUACUUCUGGGAAAUCUUGGUGAGGGUGUGCCGCCCGGUUCUCCAAAUCCUGUCCAUAUAUCAGACCAAAAAUGCCAUUUUCCGCACCCGUUUUCAGCUCAGAUCUCUAAAAUUCAUACCCAUUUUCAGUCCUGGCCUAAUUUAGCCUGUUCCAGGUUUUCAGAUAGUGGGGGAGACUCCCCAGUUUCCGCACGUUUUAUUUUCGUGUUCGCGCUUUCUCAAUUCAGCGGACCCAACAAUCUCGGAGCCUGGAACAGGCUAGGCAUAAUUGGGGAGGACGUAUGUCAUCAUUACCAGAUUAGAACGGAAAUAAAAAAAAAUUCUUCAAGCGAUUUAAAAUUCGCAUAUUUCUAUUUCGCUCUUAUUCAUUUGGAAUUGAAAUGAUCAAUAAGUUCACCAUGUCACUCCCGUAGUUCCCUCGAAUCCAGACCAAAAUGAGCAAAGUGUGUUCAAACCAAAGGGGCCUAAAAACCCUGCCCUUUGGGGCAGCACAUACCUAUAUAACUUAUAUAAGGGAGUCCCACCCCCCUUCUCGGGUCCUGAUCUCUUUCAUGGUUGUUAGAGACUGAGGCCAGGUCAUAAAAUAGGUGUAGAAAAUUGGUCAGGUGCAUGAUUCAGAGAACCGGGCGCCACACCUCCACCAAGAAUUUCUAAGUGUAUUUGUAACUUAAUUCACUUUUCUUUCUAUUUAUCGAUUUUUUUUAUCUUAUUUUUCGUUACCUAGUUCGUUUAUUUAACACCCAAUCCGCAGUCCGCAGUUUAUACCAACUCCAUCUUUUAUAUCCAGACCAUAUUUUCCAGUCCUCGUUUUAUACCUAGUCUGUAUUUUAUAACCAGUCCGCAGUCUGUAGUCCGCAGUCCUCAGUCCAUUUUUUAUACUGACCGACAUUAAUCUUAAUUAGACUGCCGUGAUCAUUACGAGUUUUGUGGACAGUGGGCGAAAGGUCAAUACUGCGAAAUGAAAGAUUACAAAGAUUACAUGCACCUUGUAUGUCCAUACUCUUGCGGCCUCUGUAACGGUAAAAAAAACUUUUGUACCUUUACAUACUACCUGCUAACAUCGUUGAUGCUAAGCCGUGAUAUUUCUAAUAGCCUGCUUGCACUCCACUAAAUUUCUCUUUAAAAACCUCUCGGGUUACUUAUCCCGCGUUUGCAAAACAAGGCGAUUAAACGAGAUGGGAUUAGGGAGAGACACAGAAAGAGGGACCUCUGGCGCUUGUGUAAUUUAUAACAAACCUAGAGGCAGAUCCAGAAAAUUCAGAAAGGCGUGGCCAGGACACUUGCCAACUAUAUAGAUACUAUAUUUUGUUCUCAGAAUUCCUAAUAAAAGAAAAUAUAACAGAAAAGGGAAGGACGCUGACUCUCGACCCUACCCUAAAAUCCGCCCAUGAAACUCUCCGUCAACCCAGCAAGGAAACUGCCGAUUAAUGGCCAAUUCACACCUGUUACUUAUUUACUAAAAUUCUCCAAUGCUAAUAAACAUAGUGACAGUGGAUGAAACAAAACUUGUUUCCCAAAUAAUAAAUAUCAACCGCUUUAUUACCUAUCAGCCCAUAAUUGGUGGGACAGAGAGUGAAUCUUUGGGCCUUGAUGUCUACCUCCCCUACUCUUGGCCUACGAACUACAAGAAUCAAAACAGUGAAAGAGCUGCCUAAUAUUAACGAACUUCUCGUUAAAAGAUGAACGGAACACCGUUAUGGACCUUGUUAAUGGAAGAAGGACCAAAAAAAAGACUAGAUUGGGAAAAAAGCGUCUUAGAGAAGUCGAAUUCAGUUCACUUAUCACGUGAUCUCCAUAAAUGACCAUGAUUAAAUCCCGCGCCGGCGCCACCCCCUCUUCUGAGCCCAAUCCCUCUCGUCCCUAUUCUGUUCCUGUGAGCAUACGGCAAGACGGAUUAUUUGAUAGAAAGAAAUUGGCUUGGAGAGAAACAGGUUGCAAGCAGUCUAUGCUUCUAAGACAUAAUGGACUAAGUAUAACUCUUUCAUUGCUAACAAAAACUGACAAUAUCACUGAGUAGCGAAUCCUCAAUAACAGAAUGAUUUGUAUUAAUUAGUGUAUUGUAGCACUGUGGGAAUCCAUCCAUGCUAUCACUAGUUAGAGUCGCUCUCUCGGUGUAAAAGGUUUCAUUUGUGUGAACACACCAUAGAUUGUUAUUUCUAGACUCUAAAGACUGAAGUAUUAGCUCGCACAGCCAGAAGCCUUCUGCUAAAGCAUAACAGUACUAUGAACAUAUAAUAUAUAUACCAUUACUCAAUAGCUCCCAUGUAUGGACACAUUAAACGUCGCGAACUAUAACUGAAGUUAAAGCCAUUUCGUAUACAGCUUUGAAUGCCAUCAAUUUAUUAUGACAGAACUUUCCUAAUGAGCAUGAUCAAUUGUAUCUUACUUGCAGACAUCUUAGGUGAUGUGAGCGCUUCCGGGGAAGCAACGUCCGGUACAGGUUACCAAGGAGAAAGUCAAGACAACGCACAUAGAGUAAUACCAGAAGUUGGCGAAGAUUUUGAGGGCAUCACUGAGAAAGAAAACAGUUCUAAGCACACCGGUGAGAGAACAGAUCAUAAGGAUGAAAAAGAGAGUCUGUCAGGAUCAGGUGAAGAACAGGACGGCCCUCUUUUUCUUGGAACGGCAACCAAAAAAGCAGAGUCUCGUUUUCAUGGAGAAGCCGAACAGCAAGGCGAGUCAGGUGAUCAGCAGGAGUCUAUUUCCGGUUCCGGUAUUAAUCCUACUGGCGCUAAUUUUUGGGCUAUUGUUAGAAUUGAACCUGAGUCAGUCAACGCAGGAAGCGAACGAGAGCACCCACUAAAUCGUAGAUCUGAUACAUUCAUUCCUCAGGAGGCGGCAGAAGGCAGUGCGUCCGGUAUGGACACUUCCGGUGAGAUUCCAAGUCGGAAAAACCAGAUUCCAGUUGAAAGUUUCUCAGGCCAGGAUGUAACUUCUGGAGAAAAUUAUGUCAAUCAAAGAGAUCAAGUUGCGACCACAAGUUCUUCCAAGGAGAAUGCCGUUUCUGGCGAAGACGAGGCACCGUUCGAGAGUUCCUCCACUGAAUCAGAAUUAGACUCGGGUUGCUCCUCCGGUGAAGGAUGUUUUGAAUCUGAUGGUGUUCAGGAAGAACAGGGCGGGCAAAGUAAUUCACGAUCAGUUAUCGCUAAGGUUGAGGCAAAUGCAAUUGCUUCUGGAAGUGCAAGUAAUUCUGGUGAUUCGUCAGAUGAUGUCUCGCUUCAUCCACAUUUCGAUGUUCUAGCUGGUCCUUAUGAUGAUCAAACACCUACUUCCGGAGGCGCUCCGUUGAGUUCCGGUUCCGGAAGUGAACUUGGCAAUGCUUUACACAAUAUCGAAGACGCCAUUUUCGAGAAAGGUGAACCUUUAGAGAUUAGCCGCGAUGCUUCUUCCGGUUCUGGACUUUCAAGUGUUUCACAUACUGAGAAUCAGAAUGACUUUGCGACAUCUGGUUCAGGGUCUGGUGCCGUCGACAAGGAGGAAAAUCGAGAGGUAUUUGUAACUCCGCAAAACCACACUGAGAACAUCAGCCUUAUGGAAAAGAUGAUGAAGGUAGGAAAGCUGCAAGCGUUUGGGAUCUCUCACGUGGCUAAUGUUGGGGGUACAAGCAGGAACAAAGUACCUAGGCUUGAGUCAGCAGUGCAGUCAGAUUUAGGUAAGCGGAGUACGCUCUACGCACGCCUGCGUGGGAGGCUAGUUUUUUUGUGGAUGAAGUCUUAUUCCCCAAAAAAGAGAGUGUCUGGCAAAUUGUUUCCAAUCAAAUAUUUGUGAACUCGCGUCUGGCAAACUCCCCGAGUAUUUAUAUAUACACAGUUAUACGUCCCUUAUAACUUCAUCUGCGCUUAACGAAUGCCUUUUGGUCCAUAACUUUCAAAACAGCUGCUCCACAGAAUGUAACUUACAACACGUAACGCAAAUGAGUAUCGAAGUAUGGCUGCACAAUAAAUGUCACAAAACCUACCUAAGCGGUCCCUUCGGAAUUUUCUGUUUACGUCAUCCUAACCAUCUCUCACUUGCGGGCGCUAUUAAUAGAAAAGUCAUCAUUGCCCAACGAUUCCCCCCUGCCCCUGUUCAAGCAAAUCGAGAUUUUUUCUGGCAUGCUGACUGUAUAUUUCAACGGUAAGAACUUUCCUUAAUAUACGCGCUAGCUACUAGAGUGCCUCCUGCGGGGUCAACUAUUUUUUUGGUUUAACUUGGCCAAGAGAACUCAACCACUCAAUUCUAAAAAGUCACUGAAUCGUGAACUUAUUAGCAGAAUUCUAAUGGGUGCAUAUUUGAAAUUAGGAAUUUAGUUCUUGGAAGUCCUCUGCACCGAAAGAAAAAACAACUUUGUUCCGGGACUGACAAGUAGGAAAGAGGAACUGGUCUGUCACUGAAAUCUAUUAAAGAUCGACUUCAUUUAUAUUACAGUAAUAAUGUUGGCACAGUAUAUUUGAUUGAUGUUGACUCUCCAGCCUUCGAUUUGUGCUCUAGCUCCUUGCUUCAUUUAGAGCGACCGACUGAUUCAUUUAAUUUCGUAUACAAUGUUUAUGAUCCACAGGAAAAGGAGAGAAAGUAUCAAUUAUCUUAAAUCAAGAUUUCCACGAUGGAUAUGCAAAUGAGAAUUCCGCGGCUUAUGAAAUUCUCGCCAACAGUGUCAAAAAAGAGGUAAGAUGCCAAGAGCGACUAGGUAGAUCACUAAGAAACUCAUCACUCAGCGAAAUUAUGCACAGCUAUCACUGAAGUCAAUAUUUUCAACCGUUUAAUGCGCAAGCUUUCAAUAGUAAGCUCCUUUAACUGUAGUUCAAAGUAGCGUUUUAUUUGUUAAAACUCAGGCAUACCAUAAGUCAUCUAUUAAGCUACUCCUCUUUUCAGGGGAAGAAUGUUAUUACCCCCCGCCCCCUCCUCCUCUCCCCUUUUUUCUUGAGUAAUGGAGUGUAUUAAUCCCGAUCACGACAGCAACACUUCACGCGGACUGGAUGGUCGGAUUUGUCAGUAUUUGAUCUUCGGCUACAUUGCCUCCACUUUCAUGCGGUGCUUGAACUUUUCCACUUCGCUUUCUUGAUUUUAUGCAGCAUUGAUGUCAUCAUUUUUGCAUUCACACCAAAGGUUAAACAUGUUUAAAAGCUGUUUCGUUAGACACAGUUUAAAUUUGUUUUCUUCGUAGAAGUAGCUUACUGUACUGUUAUUCAGUGUUAUUGAAUGCAAUUUUUGUGCAGUUACAUAACGUGUUCAAUUUUAUUUGAAUCAGCUGUGCGAAAGCCUGAGUUCCAGUUUUCGGUUACUGAUUUUCAUUUGGUGAAACCUACAAUUGUCGUUCAUUUUAAAAACAUAUUUAGUUGGUGUGAAUGGGGUAAGUUAAAUAACUUCUCUUCCCCCUCCCAUAACGUGCUUGAAAUAAAUAAACCCUCUCGGGGGCUUAAUAAUAGAGGAUUUAGACCGUAUAUGGCAGUCAGGUGAGAAGGGGAAUUUUUUAAAAAAGUCACCGAUGCAAUAGCUCUCGCCUUUUAACAAACAAUUUGUGUUGCCUGUAGCUAACCUUUAAACUUUUUUGGCAGGUUGAAAAAGUUCUAGGAAGUAAUGCAGUGGUUUCUGAAAUUUCCUUUUCGUAAGUAUCACUUCGACGUCGAUGAUAACAAAUGUUGUAGCCUGCAAUACAUUGCUUGCUCCUCGCCGUUUGGGACGUUUCUCCAGGCGAGGAGAAACCGCUGUAUUUACAGGUUACUAGAGCUGGAACUUCAUUCAGGCAGCCUGCAUUUAUACCAGCUUGAAUAAUGACUGGUACUACUAGUAGGCCAUCUGCACGAUGACGUCUUUUGACUACUAAGACCAGAAUCCUUCAGGGUUUUGCUUUGUUGUGUAAAUUAGGGGUCUUGUUAUUUAAACCUCGCUGGGAUUUCCAAAUUUGAAUAUGAACGGAAAAACGAAAAGGAUUCUAGAGACAGUAGUAAAAUGAGGCCAUCAGGCAAAUGGACAUUUCAAAGUAAAAAUACAACAUUUCAUUCUCCUCUUUAUCAACAGGGAAAUCCGAGAACCAAGACAAUCACCAAGCUUUUCCAAGGUUAUGACGACAUUUAAACUUCUUGGUGACACCAAAAAAUUGGAAGAGGCGGUAAAGAAGGGAACAAUAAACAAUUUGGUCGUGGACAAGAAAUUUUUUCAUGCAAGUUGAAAAGUUUUUUUUUUUUUUAUACGGAUCAGAUGAGAGAGCAGCGAUAAUAAACAUUUUUUAUUUCCAUGUUUUAUAUAAUUAAACACACUAUGACGGCUGAAAUUUUAAAACGGGAAUAAUCGGAAUUGACUGUCGACGCUUGAUAGAAAGUUAUCGUGAGUUGUUUUGGUACAUGUGCGAUAAAAUAAACAGUGGAAUUCUACGCUGUGCGAUUCUUAGUGGAAUAAAACUAAAAUCGUGCCUAGUCUGUUUUUUAAGCCAAUCAGAGGUAAAUAAAAUUUAAUAAAUCGUGAAAGAAUCGUAUCCGUCUUUUUCUUUCUUUCUUUUUUUUUGCCACCGCGCUCACUUUACAACAGCAAUAUUUUAUUGUUUUGAUGCCUUCUGACCGUUUCAUUGGAUACUGUC
Porites lobata is the source of this 21059-nucleotide messenger RNA. The record is from the annotation of a GenBank genome assembly. NCBI's taxonomy places the organism in Eukaryota, Metazoa, Cnidaria, Anthozoa, Scleractinia, Poritidae.